CCCGCGUUUCUGGCUAUAAACUAGCCAAUUUAUCCAAAACAGACAUCCGCACCGCUCCCCGAUCUUGGCCAGAAAUGGAGUGAACCAGCUAGCUGAUAGUGAUCCGCCCACUGCCCCCCGUCCUUGUCCUUGCCCCUCAUCCACGGGGGUCACAUAAUCUCGGCGCGAUAAGAGCGAAAAACUCUACUCAUUUGACAACAAACUACUGCAUUUGCAACGAUUACGGAUUACGGGUGACAUGGCUGAAACUCAAGCCCCAGAAGUUCUGGUCUUUGGCUCGGCCAUCAUAGAUUUUAUAUGUUAUACCCCGCGACUUCCCAAACCAGGGGAAACGCUCCAUGGGCACCGAUUUCAAACGGGUUACGGCGGAAAAGGCGCCAAUCAAUGUGUGGCUGCCGCUCGUCAGGGAUCCCGGACAGCUUUGGUGGCCAAAUUGGGGGCAGACACCUUUGGCGGGGACUACCUCAGGCAGUUGAUUGAGGAGAAGGUCAAUGUGGAGCACGUGCAGCAGCUGGAGGGCCAGACAACGGGCGUGGCUCAAAUAGCAGUAUCUGAUGGAGGGGAAAAUAACAUCAUCAUCGUGGUGGGAGCCAACAGCCAGCUGAGCUCCCGCGAUGUGACUCUGGCUGAAGUUUUAUUCCGCGAAGCCAAGGUUUUGGUUUGCCAGCUGGAGACGCCCGUCGAGGCCACGCUGACCGCCCUGAAAUCCUUCCGAGGCGUUUCCAUUUUGAAUGCGGCCCCGGCAAUGGAGAACACACCACGGGAACUGCUCCGGCUGGCCAGCAUCUUCUGUGUGAACGAAAGCGAGGCGGGUCUAAUGACCCAAAUGGCCAGCAUUGAGACGGUGGAGGAAGCAAGAACCGCCGUUGGGCAGCUUAUAGAGAUGGGUGCCAAUACGGUGAUCAUUACCCUGGGUAAACUGGGUGCUGUCUUUGGAUCGUCAGACUCCAAAGAUGUGUUCCACCAUGUAAAAGCACCGCAUGUGCCGCCCGAGAAAGUGGUGGAUACCACGGGAGCUGGCGAUGCCUUCAUCGGGGCACUGGCUCAUAACAUUGCCCGGUAUCCACAAAACAAGCUGGAGGCUCACAUAGCCGCCGCCUGUGCUGUGGCCUCGCAGUCUGUCCAGUUGCCCGGAACGCAGGCCAGUUUUCCGCGAGCUUAAAGACUUGACUCAGUCCGUACAAUAAAUCUCCAUUUGACCUA
This is a messenger RNA of Drosophila ficusphila, 1203 nucleotides long. RefSeq names its product ribokinase. NCBI's taxonomy places the organism in Eukaryota, Metazoa, Arthropoda, Insecta, Diptera, Drosophilidae. The record is from RefSeq and is a predicted model, not a curated record. The transcript is spliced from 3 exons. Gene Ontology annotation, biological process: D-ribose metabolic process. Gene Ontology annotation, molecular function: ribokinase activity. The coding region runs from base 239 to 1162 and encodes 307 amino acids.